CCGCUCCUUACAAUUUUCAUCCUCCUGAAAAAGUUAUUAAUCUCUCGCGCUAAUCUCAGGCAGCUCACUCACUGCCUCUCUCACCAGAUCCAUCUCUCAGGUGCAUCACUUCAAAUAAACGCAUUUAUAUAUGCACAACAACGUACACGUAUACGCGAGAAAGUACUUUGAUUUAAUUGUGUUUUGAUUUGAGUUUUCUGGUGAGCGAUUUCUAAAUAGGGAUCAAAAGCUAGAAAAAGAAAUGGGGCUGACAUUCACAAAGCUAUUCAGCCGUCUUUUUGCCAAGAAGGAAAUGCGCAUUCUGAUGGUUGGUCUUGAUGCUGCUGGUAAGACUACAAUACUGUACAAGCUUAAGCUCGGAGAGAUCGUAACUACUAUUCCUACCAUUGGUUUUAACGUGGAGACUGUUGAGUACAAGAACAUCAGCUUCACGGUUUGGGAUGUCGGUGGUCAAGACAAGAUCCGUCCAUUGUGGAGGCACUACUUCCAAAACACCCAGGGGCUCAUAUUUGUGGUGGACAGCAAUGACAGGGAUCGUGUUGUGGAGGCAAGGGAUGAAUUGCACAGGAUGUUGAAUGAGGAUGAGCUGAGAGAUGCUGUAUUACUUGUAUUUGCGAACAAACAAGAUCUUCCCAAUGCAAUGAAUGCAGCUGAGAUAACUGACAAGCUCGGCCUGCACUCACUGAGGCAGCGUCACUGGUACAUCCAGAGCACUUGUGCUACAUCAGGAGAGGGGCUUUAUGAGGGUCUUGACUGGCUCUCUAACAACAUUGCUAACAAGGCAUAAAUUGUGAGUUGAUGCAUUGCCGGAUGCGAGCUGGAUCGUAUCUAGUCUUAUACCUAUAGUUUGUGUGUUUAUGAGUUUUACUUUUCGAGUCUUUUCGUUUUUGUUUAGGACUACUUGCGCUAUAUGACAGAGCUUCGUUUUACAUGAUUGCAAACAUAUGUUGUAGUUAUAUAAUGCUAUGAAAACCUUUUGUGAUUUUAAUUAAAAUUUUUUUUCUUUAA
Molecule: messenger RNA, 1008 nt
Organism: Olea europaea var. sylvestris
Lineage: Eukaryota; Viridiplantae; Streptophyta; Magnoliopsida; Lamiales; Oleaceae
Product: ADP-ribosylation factor 2
Exons: 7
Coding region: 242-787 (181 amino acids)
Biological process (GO): vesicle-mediated transport; intracellular protein transport
Cellular component (GO): cytoplasm
Molecular function (GO): GTP binding; GTPase activity
Source: RefSeq, a predicted model, not a curated record